UAGCGGCGCCGGCGAACACCGACGACGGCGCGAGGCAGGCGUUCUUCGGGGCUCCUCGAGAAGAGAGGAUAGACAUGCGGAGCUUCGUCAGCGUGUGAUAGCCGACACGCUUCAUCGGGUCGCUCGCGUCCGCGAGAGGGUCGUCCGUCAACCGAAUCUGUCUCGGAGGAACUGGAGGAAGUCACGUCGAAACCUCGGGGAGAAAUUUAAAAAUAGUCCAUUAAAAAUCAGUGGCAAAGUGAGAAAAAAGGGAGGUGUACUCCCAGGUGUGAUACCCUGAAGAGUAGAAUUCGCGGAUGCCGAAAUCGCGACGUUUUCCAAUCCAAAGAAAGACGUUCAGAACGACCUCGUUAGUCACUGAAGCGAUAGUUAGACACUUUAUCGUAUCGCGAUAACGAAGGUGAUUACAUGACGUUGUCAUGUUUAGUUUUCUUGUCAUUCCGGAUAUGUAAGUCGCGAGUGCUCCGACAAUUUUUUCGCGACGCGAUCGGGGAGAACGCGAUCGAUCAAUGAAGAACACCUUGCAGUGAUACAUCUCGGUGAACAAUCGUUCCUCGCAACAGUAUCCUCGAUUGUGUUAUGGUGCUGAGGACUACCUUGGUCAGACGAGGCAGACGAAGAGGUCGUAGAAGAGAGGGCGGCGGAAGUAGCUCCAUCCUGGCGGAUUUUGCUCGAGAAAUCGCUCGCAUUGGUUCAAUCAGCCGAGGAGAAAUCCGGGAAGGUCACGUCUCGUGAAUCGUAAAACGAUGGGUGUAUCGAGGCCGUGUCAUUGGCUUCUCGCUGCGGUCGUCCUGAGUCUCUCCUCGAGUUUGAUGAUGAGCGAGACGCUGCAACUCGCGAACUUGGAUUCCUCGGCCAUCGGCGUGCUAAGGGACGAGACGAAUCGCACCAGGGGGAUGGCGGGGGCGAUUCGCCGACGAAGAUACGUACGAUUUCCUACGGGAUCCGCUGCUUACCUCGCCGACGUGGGUGAUGGUCCACCGUCGCUCGGUAGGCAUCUCGGGCCGAUCGCGCGUUUCGUUCCCCCCCAGUUGCCCGGUACAUGGAGGCAACACAAGUCCCUCUGGAGGAGCCCCGUAAUCGCCGAUUACAACAGGCCGGUGAUGUCCCAUCGGACACCGCGAUUGAUAUUCCGCGACAACGACUUCCUGCCACCGAUCGGAGGCGGCGGAGCCUCCUUCUUCCAGCAGUCUAAUCAGUUGCCGGAAUUCGAGGAUGAUGUCAGAGAUCACCGAAAGCAGACGGCGGAUGAUUAUCCUAGAUUGGAAACAGAGACGCGCCAACAAAAAAGACCGCUGUGGAAAGGCGACGAUACAUUGUGCGCGGACGGACGGAGCUGCGAAUUUUUUCUAAUGUGCUGGAUGACUGCUGGCCUGUUGGACGGCAGCUGCGGCGGCAUUAUGUUCGCGUGUUGUCAGCGGAAAGACCCUAAAGCUCUCACUGAUUAUAACCUGAUUGAGUCACCUAGAGAUCAAUCUCGGCCGCUUCCGCUGGAUUUGUACACGGAGACCGACAGCGACGAUCGUUGCGGCAUACCGGUAGUCUCGAAGCAAAUCGCCCAGAGAAGGAUCGUCGGCGGUGACGACGCCGGUUUCGGCAGUUUUCCAUGGCAGGCUUACAUACGGAUCGGAUCCAGCAGAUGCGGCGGCACCUUGGUUAAUCGAUUUCACGUUGUCACAGCUGGGCACUGCGUUGCCAAAGCUUCAGCUAGGCAAGUUCAAGUAACUCUUGGUGAUUACGUGGUCAAUUCUGCGAGUGAGUCUCUUCCAGCUUAUACUUUUGGAGUUCGGGAGAUUAGAGUACAUCCUUACUUCAAGUUCACGCCGCAAGCGGAUAGAUUCGAUGUGGCGGUGCUUCGAUUGGAUCGACCAGUUCAUUACAUGCCCCAUAUAGCGCCUAUAUGCUUACCAGAGAAAAAUGAAGAUUUCUUAGGACAAUAUGGCUGGGCUGCUGGAUGGGGCGCCUUGCAAGCAGGUUCCAGAUUGCGACCCAAGACGCUGCAGGCAGUGGAUGUGCCCGUAAUCGACAAUCGCCUCUGCGAGCGAUGGCAUCGAUCCAAUGGUAUCAACGUCGUCAUUUAUGACGAGAUGAUGUGCGCCGGUUAUCGCGGCGGCGGUAAAGACUCGUGUCAGGGCGAUAGCGGCGGCCCAUUGAUGUUGGAGAAAACUGGUCGAUGGUAUCUCAUCGGCAUCGUCUCCGCAGGUUAUUCCUGCGCGCAGCCAGGUCAACCGGGAAUCUAUCAUCGCGUGGCCAAGACCGUUGACUGGAUCACAUACGUCAUAAAUUCGUAGUUCUCUUCUGCCGUUUAUCGCGGGAGAAUUAUCCUCAGGAAAGCCCCUGGGAAUAUCUUCGUUGAACCACGAACUUUGCAUGACACAAGGUUCGAGUCGAGAAAGAAUCUACGAUCGCGCUUGAAAAAUCGUGAUGCGACAGAGGUUUUUAACGAUAAUUAAAUAAUUUAAAUGACUUUCUCUUAAAGGCUAUAGGCCUAAUAAAAUUAUAGCCAUUUUACUUUGCAAGAAUGUAAAAGUUAUUUAAAUAAAAUCUAACAGAGUUGCAGAGUUUAACGAGCGACACGCGGACGCGAAUUUUUAAUAUAUAAUUCUGCAAAGCGCGAAUAGAAUCGACAUUCUCUAUGAAAUGUCAUACGCGAUAUUUUAUACAUAAGUAUCUCUAUUGACACAAAGCGGGUGGCGCAAAUGUGUUGUAAUUUUAUCGAUGUGAAUGCAUUGUAAAUUAAGCGUGUAUGAUAUACGUAUGGAUUUGCGCUUAAUAAAUACUCUGUUUUUGACUUUCAA
This is a messenger RNA of Camponotus floridanus (Florida carpenter ant), 2798 nucleotides long. Its product is annotated as serine proteinase stubble. Gene Ontology annotation, biological process: proteolysis. The transcript is spliced from 10 exons. Bases 747 to 2291 code for a protein of 514 amino acids. NCBI's taxonomy places the organism in Eukaryota, Metazoa, Arthropoda, Insecta, Hymenoptera, Formicidae. The record is from RefSeq and is a predicted model, not a curated record. Gene Ontology annotation, molecular function: serine-type endopeptidase activity.